Molecule: messenger RNA, 1897 nt
Organism: Leptopilina boulardi
Lineage: Eukaryota; Metazoa; Arthropoda; Insecta; Hymenoptera; Figitidae
Exons: 4
Coding region: 663-983 (106 amino acids)
Source: RefSeq, a predicted model, not a curated record
UUUUUCUUGAUCGAUGAACAUUUUUUUUUUUUUAAAUAUUGCGGAGUAUAAGGAGAGUAAUAAUUUUUUUUUCCAAUCAUUCAUUGAGAAAUAAAACUAGUAAUUAACAAAUGUAUAGAAAAAAGGAUGUUUACAUAAAAGUGUGACGAUCACUAUAAAUUAGUGAAACAUCUGCGCUAUUAAAUUUGUUAAGUUUUAUGUUCAUUAGAUAGAGGAUAUAUAUUUGAUUUAAUAUGAGAACUUAUAUAGAUUGGUAUGUGAUGCAUUAUAAGACAAAUACAAUUUAAAAAUGCACACUUACACUACUCUCCAAGGCUGUGGAGUUAUCAGCAUUCAACAAUUGCUUAGCUGGCUGCCUCACACACAUUUUAUAUACCUUGUCCACUUUAGUAUACUCUAAACCAGCCACCUGUACUGUGUAUAUUAUCCUGAGUGCGCUCUUCAACUUGAAAUUUAUUAUUUUUUUUACAAUUGAUAAUAUGGAAGUAUGUGAAUAUUGAAAUUUUUAAAGGAAUUAAAAAUUUUUAAGCAAAAAAAAUAAGUUGUAAUACUUAUUAUAGUAAAAUAGUUUUUCGAUCUCAGACUUAUCAUGAUAGCUUCUGGAUUAAUCAUUUAAAAAAAUUUGAAAUCAACAGAAACUGUAUCGAUAAAUAUUCUCUGAUAUGGAGACGCUUGAGGAUUUAUCUCUUUAUUUCUACAUUGCUUGUGGAAUUGCAGCCAUUGGUUUUUUAAUACUUUUCAUUCUAGUUUCUAUUCUAUUUGUUAAAGUGAAACGAGUCGCUGCUAAUGAAUCAAAUCAAUUGAAUAGACAAGUAAAUAUGAUGUCUGAUUUUUGUUACACAAAUCCAACAAUUGUCCCGGGAGAAGAAUUAUCGCGACGGGGAUUUUCAAUGUACAGUGGUGCUGAUCAUUUUAGUGAAGAUUUUUCGAAAAAUAAAUAUACUACGGGUAUGUAUAUGCAAGAAAAUAGAUCGAAAUUUUGAUAAUUUAAGUAUUUUUUAAAUAAUACAUUCAUUAGGCAUUAUUUUAUUGAAAAAAAAAUAGAAAACAACAAUUAUAAAUAAAAAAUAAUUAUAAUUGUAAAAUUUGAGAAAAAAAAAAUUAAUUUAAAAAAUUGCGCAAUUAUUUCUUACAAUGAUAAUGAGAUUAUCGAGCGAUUUUGUAUAGAAAGAAGUUCUCCUUGCCAUUCAAAGAUGUCACUACUGUUUAGAAAUUUUAAACAUAUAAUUUUUUUUUAAAUUUUCCAAUUUUUCUAAUUUUAGAUAUUUUAAAUUAACAAAAAAAAUUCAAUUAAUAAAAUUUAUAAUUUUUUUUUCCUGAUAAAAUUAAUAAUUUAUAAAUUCUUUUUGGUAAAAAAAAAUUGUUUACCUAAAUUAUUUUGAAAUUCAAAUUCAUUAAGAAAAUAACGAACAAAAAUUAAUUUUUGUCAAUUUUCUUUAAAAUAACUUAAAAAUUUCAAUAAAAGAAAAUAUUUAAUUUUAUAUGAAUGAAAACAUCUUUUUGAAAAAUGAAAAGACUUGUACUAUAAUUAACUUUGUAAGUACAUAUAUAUAAUGUAUAAAAAUUGAUAAUAUUUUAUGAGCAUUAUGAUCACUGUUAGAUAUAGAUAAACGUUUUUUUAAAAAGAAAAAUAUAUUAGAUACAUUUCUCUGACCUACAUAUUACUAUAUUUUAAUUUCUAAAUUAAAUCUUUUCAAUUUUUAUUGAAUUAUCAUCACAGAAAAUUAAAAGGCAUUAAAAUAAGCUAUUAUUUUAAUUCAAUUUUGCUUAUUUUAAUCCACUUUGGUAUUAAAAUAAGCAAAAUUGGAUUAAAAUAAUAAGCAUUGCAGCUUAUUUUAAUACCUUAUAAUUUUCUGUGAUAAUAUUAUUAUUGGUAUUUAACAACCUCCACUUAAAC